ACCAUAACAAAUAAUUAUUUUUUCGAGAAGUACAAUUAGACAUACGUGAGAUGUGAUCAUUUUUUUUCUAAAAUGUUAUUUGUGUCGGGCUGUCUUCGCAUCGGUCAAUCAAACCAAGCUGGGAGGGAAUGAGACGCCACAUAUGUAUAAGCACACCAUUCGCAAAGUAUAAAGUCAAGCAAAGUGAAAGUAUGGACGGCUGUCAGAGAAUACUAUUGAAACGAAGAGGUUAUAAUAGCUUCUUCUACAAUAAAAAAUGCCUUUCAUGUCACUAAUUUAAGAUUAGUUGCAACGUGGCAUACAACGAUUUUCACAAUAAUAAGCAAUGGGUGCUACACCAAGUAGAUUUGAGGAUCUCUCACAAAAUACAUAUCUAGAGAGGUUCUGUAGUAAGCAGCCUAUACCUUUGGAUGAUAGCUUUUGGAGCCGUUUCCUCUCAUAUAACAUAAGACCACCUCUCACAAGAAAUGAUCAAAUUGAAUUAGAUUCUCGAUUAGAUUUAUGCUGUCAACAACUACUUGUCAAUAAUUUAACUACAGGAAAUAUUGGAUGUUUGAUACAAAUAUCUUUAAUCAGAGUCACCGAAUUACUUUCAACAGCUGACGCAGAUACCAUUAUGCCUGCAUGGCAAACCUAUAAUUCUCUUUUUGCUGUGCGGUGUAUUUUAAAAUAUUUAAUUGAAACUGUUGGAGAGGAGGAAAUGAUUAAACAUACAGAAAUUCAAGUUGCUGGAGACAGCAGUAACAGCUUAAUACCAGUUCGAUUACAAACAUUUUUUGAAGCCUUAGUAGCAGUUAUUGUUGAUGUACCACUUUGUGAGUUUACAUACCUAGUACAUUUGGAAGCAAUAAACUGUAUGCUGGUGUUACUGUCAGUACAACUGUUUUCACAAACUCCUGCAGAAUAUAGUACAGUUUAUAGAAUAGUUAUGAAUGAAGAAGUGAGUGCACAUGCUGCUGUGAUGAUCUGUACAUUGCUGAAUAACUUUGCUGAGCAAGCUCAUGCACCCCCAGGCCUUUUAACUCCACAACCGGGUUCUAGUAUAGUUUUUAGUAUUGCAGCUGGACUAUGGCAUGUCAUAACUAUGGGAAUGGGAAGUAGUUCUAGAAAUAUCCAAGUAGCACAUGGUGGUAAUGUGGAGGAUGUGGAGAAAAAACGAGAUACUGAAACACCUUUAGCUAGCCAAUCUUUACUUCUUCUACUGGUUCUUACCAAUCAUUGGACGGCGUCGCGGAAUCCAUACAGAGAUGCUCUAUUUGCAUUCACUAAUGUUGAAGAUGACUGUGAAACUUCCUGUGAAACUCAAUGUGCUUUCAAAUUCAACGUUGAUAAGCUGUAUAAAACUAUUUGUAAAUUACCGAAUACAGAUGAAGUCACGCUAUUGUUGUACAUGCUGCUCCAUCGAAAUCCCAAUGUGAAACGAUUUAUUAUGACAAGACCUGAUGUACAAUUAUUGGUGAUUCCUAUUUUAAGAAUACUCUAUCAUGCUCCAGAUAAUACUUCUCAUCACAUUUAUAUGUCUUUAAUAAUCUUAUUGAUUCUAAGUGAAGAUGAAAAUUUUAAUAAAACUGUGCACGACAUUGUAUUGAAGGGAAUCACAUGGUAUACUGAACGAUCAAUUAGUGAAAUAUCUCUAGGAGGACUGUUAAUUCUUGUUGUUAUUAGAACAAUACAGUAUAACAUGUUGAAAAUGAGAGACAGAUAUUUGCACACAAAUUGUCUUGCUGCACUUGCAAAUAUGUCAAGUCAGUUCAGAGCUCUACAUCCCUACGUUAGUCAGCGACUCAUCAGUUUAUUUGAAACCCUAGCAAAGAAGCACGCGAAAUUGGAGACGUCCAUACGAGCACAAUCUUCUUCUGCAUCGACAACUGUGGACAUAACUGCAAAUGGCACUGUUACAAGUAACGAUUUGAUACAAGAUUUAUCAGUGUUAGAAGAAGUUUUGCGUAUGGUUCUAGAAAUCAUCAAUAGUAUCCUAACGUAUCAAUUAGCUCACAAUCCUAAUUUAAUAUACGCGCUUCUCUACAAAAAAGAUAUUUUUCAACCGUUCCGAACGCACUCAUCAUUUCAAGAUAUCGUCGCCAACAUAGACUCGGUGAUAAACUUUUUUUCUCAAAAGCUGGAGCAGAAAGAACAAUCUCAACUUGGUGUCAGUCAAGUUUUAGCAACAAUACAGAAAGGCACGAGUCAGUGGCCAAAGGACCGAUUAAGGAAAUUUCCUGAGUUAAAAUUCAAGUACGUAGAAGAGGAGCAGCCCGAAGAAUUUUUCAUUCCUUAUGUGUGGAGUGUCGUCUGCCAAAAUGCUCUCUUGCACUGGAGCGCUGAAAAUAUCAAAUUAUUUUUACCAAGCCAGGGCGAGCAAACCACUAUCAUUGUUUGCUGAUAUAACGACGAUAAGUCUAAUUGCAGGAUUUGCUAAAUGGUGCAUUAUAUUUCAGACUAAUCGCGCCAGAGGUGCUUAUGACGACUGAAAAUCCGAUUGUACGUAUCAACAAUGUAGGGAUGGUUUAUAUUUAAACUUUAACGUAUCUAUAAAAAUCAAUGUAUGUAAACUGGUUAAAUGCUUUACGGCCAG
Molecule: messenger RNA, 2575 nt
Organism: Phymastichus coffea
Lineage: Eukaryota; Metazoa; Arthropoda; Insecta; Hymenoptera; Eulophidae
Product: dymeclin
Exons: 12
Coding region: 326-2383 (685 amino acids)
Biological process (GO): Golgi organization
Cellular component (GO): Golgi apparatus
Source: RefSeq, a predicted model, not a curated record